This is a messenger RNA of Porites lobata, 4768 nucleotides long. Lineage: Eukaryota; Metazoa; Cnidaria; Anthozoa; Scleractinia; Poritidae. The record is from the annotation of a GenBank genome assembly.
CUGCGGCACCUAACAGUUGGCGAAGCCAUUGCUAAAAGUAACCAAACUUCCGAACAAAAUAGCACUUCAUAGCACCCUGAGUUACAAGUUUAAUGGGCUUUUGAUUCUAGGCUAUAUAUACCCACACUGUUCAAUGAAUUCCUUGGUGUGAAUUGUUUACAUUGUUCCGCUAGAAGCGAAAUUAUUUUUUGUACGCGUUGUCCAAUUUGUAAUUUCUUUAGAUCAAUUUAUACCAACUGAUUUAUACAGUUAAUAACUUUCUUUUUUGGGCUGAUAUAGAUUUGGAAUGAUUUUACUGUACAAAAUUAGGUUGUUUUAAGAAAGGUGAAAUUUUAAGGAUGAAUUUUUAAGCUUACAUGUAUCCAGAAUUAGCAGAGUUAUACACAAUCCUUGCCCAUAUACAAUGUGAUAUUUUGAAGUGAAAAUCUUAUUAUAUUUACAUGUUCAAAAUAACAUCGAAUAUUUUGAAGACACUAUCUUACUCCUGUACAUCACAUUGUCCCUUAUUAGUAUUCUCGACAGGACUAUCACUAUAGUUUUCUCACUGGCAUAGUACUUGGGCUGAGUUAAUCUUUUAUAAUGCAAAGUUCUCAUAUAAUAUUGUAUGGACCAAAUUCCAAAUGCAAGCACAAGCACAGUUAUUUGUUAUCUAGCUAGUUGCAUUGUUUUGAGAUACCUAUAGCAAGACAAAGACAACAACAAAGGCAUUGUUCAAGGUUUCUCUCCUGUGUUAUCAUGCCUAUUCCUAUUCAAGGUAUUUUACAUGAAACAAAGGGCUUGUAUUAUUUGUUUGGCUUUGCUUCUAAAAAAGGAAAUGAUUAUUGUUUUGUUAUUCUCAUUUCAGGGAAACACUUAACUAUUUACCCCUUUGUGGGUGUUCUGAUGCUGAGUCAAGCCCCCUUUGCUCUUACAGACCCUGCCACAUGUGACACACACCAUACUAGUAUUAACAAUUACUGCUUCUCCAGUAGAGUCGGUGGAGUUUACAUUCUUGGAAUUUUUGUUGCUGUACUUAAAUAAAGCACUUUGUGGAAGAUGCAAAAGGGAUUGUUUUGCUUUAAUGAGUAUCUUAUUUGCUAGUGUAUCAGGUUUGCCAUCAUCAUCAUCACUGUCAUCAUCAUCUGAGUUGUCACUUCCAUCAUCAUCAUCGUCGUCAUCAUGAUUAUCAUUGCUUCCGUCAGUUUCAUCAUUUCCUGCCAGUAAACCUUUGUUGAAACUGUCUGCAAGUUCUUGGAUUCUUAAAGGAAGUUGCUCAGAGCAAAUGGGGCACUUGACACCAUACAGUAUCGAGUAGUUAUGAUCGUUACAGUUUGAGGAACUACCAAGACAACUUUUGUGAAAUGUGUGGCCACAGUGUGGCCUCAUCUGUAUACACUCUACAAGGUAUUUGUUAAUUGUUUGUAUCAUGAAACAUUGUACAUGCUCUUUUUUGGCACCCUUAUGCAACAUUUUUUGAAAGUCAAUUAUCCAUUCAAUAUUAAAUUUUCCAUUUCAAAUUCCUACAUUGUGAGACAAUGCAAAGUGGUAUGUGGAAAAAAUUUAUGAUGGGCUGUAUGUAAAACUAGUUAUUGACAUUGGGAGUUGCCAAUUUCAUUUUUGAGGGGGAAUUUAUAAUAAAGAUAUUUAUGGUGCCAGUUAAUUGUAAAAUUUCUGUGGCAUUGAUUUAUGCCAAAGUGUUAAAUGGCAUGAAAAGUUUGGAUGAAAUACAUUACUAAAAUCUAUUACUUAAAAGUGUAUAUUAUUCUUUUUGUACAAGCUUGUGGCACCCAAUGACUAUUAGACCACUACCUUGACUUUUAGGUUUCUGAUUUGUUGUAAAUCAUACCUUAAUUCAACUAAACUUUUGUUUACAUUUGUCAGGUCAAACUGGCUGAAAUCAGCAGGUAGAGAGUCUAAAUAACUGAAUGUAAAAUAAUUUGACAAAUGCUCUUGAUACAACUCGUUCACUUUGUUGGCAUCAAUUCCUCCCCGGCAGUUAACAAUUGCACCCCCAGCAAUUCGGACAGGUACAACCCGGUGGACAUUUCUUGUUGUUGGCAUUGCCGGUAUAGAUUCUUGGUGAUCCACUACUUCAGUACACAUGUGAAGGCACUUGCUCAGCUGGCUCUGUUUGGGGUCUUUUAUAGACUGGACACAAUGAAAAUCAUCUAUAAUGAGCAGGAGGAAGUUGUUGUUCUGUUGGGGAGGAAAUUUUUAACUGGAUCAGUGUACAUCUAUGGACUGAUAAAUUAAAGUCAUUUUACUUAAACCGUGAAACAGGUAGAAGAAUAUUACGCACUAUUAUGUAUUAAUUCCAUUGUCUUCUUUUGUUUACCUCUUGCUAUUUUGCACUGUUUGUUAAUAUCUGUUUCACGGUUCAAAUAAAAUCACUCUAUUUUUGUUGUUUUUGUCUCCUUGUUACAAGGUCCUUGUGCCUUCUAUUUAGCCCCUGCUUCAUUACAUCCAGCCACCUCACCUUGCGUCAACUUAUUGUUUUGGCCAGGGUGUUGUGCAGUGGCAGAUGUUUAAUAAUGAAUUGUUUCAGUACGUAAAUACAUGUACCUUUAUGGCACUCUCAACGAUCGCUUGUGUCUUGUGAAUGCUUUUUCCAGACAAUCCUUUUUUAUGAUUUAGCACACUUCUCGGGUGAGUGCUAAACCCUAGAAGUGAGCCAGCUGUCAAAGCAUCAUCACUGGCAGCAUGAAAGGACAAGUGCAACCCACAGUCUUGUUGUAAGCGAUUGUUUUUCUGUUGAAAACAAACAAGCAACAGUUGUGUCUAUUACACACCAUGGUGUUUAAUUUAAUUUAAGUGUCUUUCUAAAGUAUGGUUCCUGUUAUUAUUAUUAUUAUUACUAUUAUUAUUAUUAUCAUUAUCAUUGCCAUUAUCAUUAUUAGUAUUAUUAUUUAUUUUAUUUUUUAUUAUUAUUAUACACGCUUGGUUUCUAAAGUAAGACAGCUGAUGAAGCAGUGCCACAACUCGCAGUCUCAGUAUUUCAUGUCUUUUCUUAGAAAGCUGUUGUUUUUCAUCAUUCUUGACUAGACACAAGGCACGGUUGAACAAUCCAGGGGUGCACUUGUUGGCAAAUUUUUCCAUGUCUGCAGGGUCGUAUAGCCGCUGCCCUCCAUCCUUGUAAUGUUUAGUGAGACACUUGUGGAACGUUUUGAACUGCUCAUCAAAAGUUGGCUCUGAAAAUUGAUAAAAAAAUGUUCCUAAUAAAGGUUGAAACUAGUCGUCUUUGUUUUGAAUGUGUGGAAAUUAAGAGUACGUCAAUACAAUACCUUCUAGCUUUUUGCAUCUUUCUUUUAAUGCUCCAUUUUCGCACUGUAAUUUGGUGAUUAAUUGUUUUGCCUCUGCUAGCUCAUUAACACUCUGCAAAGGGGCGGUCUGAGAGGUUCCAUCCGUCCAAGUUAUUUUCUUUUCUGGGGUAGUACAUAGGACUGAAGUAGUACAUUUUGUCUACAAAUGUAUAGGGCAAAAUUUAAUGCAAAAUAUGAAUAUUUUCUAAAACAAAACUAAGAAUGUAUGAUCUGUUUCUCUACAUUUUGACUGUUGUUUGAGUGUAAAAGAAACAUACCUUUCUCGUAGUAGGGGGUUUGUAGAGAGCGUGGUUGGUAAAUAUGGGAGCUUCGUCCACGAGAUUUAGGUGGCCUUGACAAAGAAAUGCACCUCCUUGGUAGUUUUCAAGGUUUGCUGCUACGGUGAGAAUCCUCUGCGGACAUGGCAGUAAACUGUUCCUUUGCGUGCAGGCAUUUUCACUCGGAAAACAGCACCUCCUUUGACUUUCCACUUGCAAUUUUUUUGCAUGACCAAAACAUAGCCAAACCGGCCUAGAGUAGCACGUAAAACAGCCUCUUUUCCCGAAUAAUAAUUAGUGGCACCCCAACACUUUUCUGACACGCUUCUUAAUCUGGAGCCACGUUCACAAACAUUUUCCAUUAUUUAAUCAACUUUGGACUGAAGUUUCCGCCGGAAACGCACGCAAAAAGACCGGAACUUGACAGUGAAGCGGUCGGUGACUAUUUUUUGACAUUUUUGAAGCUUUUUGAAGCGGGAAAAAACGAGCGGCGUCUCCAGUUUCAUUCAUAAUUUCGCGCGCAAAGCAUGAGGCCGGGAAGCUGGCGCCUACCAGUCAGUAAGUGGACACAAGCCGUAGGCGAAGAGUUUGAUGUUUACAAAUCUUUUCCUUUUUUUACUUGUCCAAGGAAAUAUAUUUUAGCGCUGCUAUCUACCUUCUAAGUGCAAGAGGAUCGAUCCUUUUAGAGGUAAGAUUGGCUGUACAUUUGUGGAAGCUUCUCACCGGCGAUUACGUUCGAGUGUUUUCACCGCGAGGGGGAUGCAAAAACAAAAAACAGCAAGCCACAGAAAAACGUACUGUUCGAUUUUUUUACGUAUUUCUUAUUUUGCUUCUUGGCUUUUAGCCUUUUGGUUGGUCGAAUUUUGAACCUUAAAUACUCCACCUGUUUCUUAUUUUUGCAAAUUGUUUAAGAGCUAUUGGUCGUAUAAUGUCUCUAUGAACUACACACUGUCUCGCGCAUUUUCAGCAAGCACCCUAAAGUGUAUUCCUGAUCUGAUUUCGCUACAACUCUUGACAUCGCCUGUCAAUGAGUUCUAGUUUGGGGAUAUCAGAUCAUAAUCACCGAACUAGUCAUGGUUAACUAUGUAUUUGGCUUCAAACUUUGCUCUCUUUUGUAGACUACUUGAUUCGUUGUAAGAUGGUCAGCGGAGAACACAAACUGCCGCGAAAACGGCAACCAAUCAGCGGUUUUUCUGCCCUGCUAUCCUGAUU